AUGGCCAAACAUGAGGUGAGGGUGGCCAGUGCUACAAGGGUGAUGAUAAAUUGGAGGAAGUUCCCCAAGAUCCUGCAGACCAUAACUUACAUGGGUGCUAAUAAUAUUAAGAUCAUCAAGGUUAGAUGGGAGAUACCUCCUUACCCUUUCAUUAAAAUCAAUACUGAUGGAAGCUACACAAAGAAGAGAGCAGGUAUUUGGGGAAUUUUUAGAGAUCACACAGAGCAUAUUUUGCUGUUCUAUAAGGCCCCUUAUAUUGCUGAAGAUGCUUUAGACACUGAAGCUGCUGCCUUAUAUUGGGCAUUAAAAUUUGCUAAGGAGAAUAAGUGGCAGUGGAUUGUUGCAGAAGUGGACUCCUCCCUGCUAGUGGAGCUACUAAAUUUUAAGAUGUCUUCCUCUUGGCAUAUUAAUCAAUGGCUUCACAUAAUUAAAAAGCUCAGCAUUGGAAGUAAUAUUCACUUCUCAUUUGUGAGACCUGCAAAUUUCCUCGCUAUGGAGGGUGCUAAUGCUGAACAUCCUGAG
This is a messenger RNA of Phalaenopsis equestris, 522 nucleotides long. RefSeq lists its product as uncharacterized. The transcript has a single exon. The record is from RefSeq and is a predicted model, not a curated record. Gene Ontology annotation, molecular function: RNA-DNA hybrid ribonuclease activity; nucleic acid binding. The annotation marks the transcript as partial. Lineage: Eukaryota; Viridiplantae; Streptophyta; Magnoliopsida; Asparagales; Orchidaceae.